Schistosoma turkestanicum is the source of this 1332-nucleotide messenger RNA. NCBI's taxonomy places the organism in Eukaryota, Metazoa, Platyhelminthes, Trematoda, Strigeidida, Schistosomatidae. The record is from the annotation of a GenBank genome assembly.
AUGUUACGAUUAUCAUUCACUGCCAUGGGAUCAGUCAGUCAGUUCCAAAAUCUACCUCCUAACUUGGCAUCUUUACCUUAUGAUCAUCAACAAUCAAGAAAACAUCAUUUAUUUGACAAAUCAAUAAAUAAAGAAUUUCAUUUUGCUAUACUUUGGUCUUUAUUAUGUGAUGCGGAAAUAAUUCAAGAGAAGUACAAUGUUCAAAUAGAAACAUCUUGUUCGAUAAGUAAACAAUUCACCGAAACAUUACACAAAUUGAAACAAUAUUUAAAUAAAUACAUUGAAAAGUUCACCAUGUUAUCAAUGGAUAAUGUCAAUUCUACGCUACACAAUUCUAAUCAUAGCUUAAUAACACCACUAUUAAAACAAUUAGAAUAUAGUUUAUAUGAAAUUCCUGAUCAGUGUCGUGUAUUUUCUUUAGAGUUAAUUGAUAACACUUUCAGUGUUUCCCAUCAGUCUGAUCAGUUGCGUGUCAUGUUACAAGAGUUACGGCGUUUACGUAAUUUAUGUGAACGUAAUUAUCUGCUAUGUAAUCAAUCUUUAAGUCUUUUGCAUAAAAUAAGCCUUUCCAAUUUAGAUCAUUAUGAGUCGAAUGCUGUGAAAGAUAUGCUUCAUGUGUUAACUACAUGGACUUAUGGUUACUUUGUCAUUCGUCAUUCGUUAGAACGAGUUAUUCGUGCUGGAGGUGUUGUUGAAUCUGAAAGAUAUCCAUUGAGAACAGUAAUAGCGAAUGAAUUACGUUCAGAAGCAAUUGAAAUGUUGAAACAAAAACAAGUUUUUAUAGAAGCAGUACAAUUUGGAUUAGAAACUAUCAUAUUACAAACUAAAUCAUUGUCAAUUAAAUUGUAUGAUUAUAAUUCAAAUUCGAAAUUGUCAAAAAUUAAAAUUCAAUGUGAAAAUUUAUUUGAACAAUUUAAAAAUCUUUAUGAUAAAAUAUUAGAAGAUGAUAGAUUAAAAACAACGAAUAGAGCUGAAAUACCGGAUAAUGAUAUUAAUUGUUUAGUAAUUGCUCGAACAAAUCAAGCUAUGGAAAUUAAUGAACUUUGUCAUAAAAUGGAUCAAAUUAAUUGGAUUAAUUCUUGGGAAGGGUUAUUAGAAUACACUAAUGAAGAAGUAACUAUUGAACAAGGAUAUUUUAAACUAUGGAUAAUAUACUUUCUUCAACAAUUUCAAGAUUUCUCAUCAAAAAUCAAUCUAGAUGCAAUAUUUUCAUGUCAAAUAAACCAAUUGAAAAAGAUCAAACAUAAUUGGUCAGAUUGGAUCAAAAAGGUUAGUUAUGAUAAUGAGUGUUUUGUUAUUGUUGUUGUUGUUGUUGUACUUGUGAUUGUAUAA